Momordica charantia (bitter melon) is the source of this 648-nucleotide messenger RNA. Its product is annotated as NEP1-interacting protein-like 2. The record is from RefSeq and is a predicted model, not a curated record. NCBI's taxonomy places the organism in Eukaryota, Viridiplantae, Streptophyta, Magnoliopsida, Cucurbitales, Cucurbitaceae.
AUGUUCAACUUCGUGUUCGUGAUAACUUCCACGGUGCAACAAUGGCAGUUCGUUGAGUUUCAAGAGGAGGCUUUCGAUAAAGCUCUCGGGUUCUUUGUCGAAGCUAUAAAGAAGAUUGUUUUCGCUUUGUUUAUAUGUCUUCUCGUCUUAGGUGGUGCAUUGGUGGGGACGGUGAUCGGUGCUUUCAAAGGACAUGGCACGGGCCUAGGCGCCAUUGCGGGUGCUGCCGUAGCACUUCAGCUGUGGGACAACGGCACUGCAGAUCCUAGCCACUCCUUAUCAAAGGAGGGAAUAAUAGAGAGGCUGAUGGAUGGGAGGGGCUACAUAAACUGGGCCAGCAACUUCUCGGAGUACAUGUACAGGGAGAUAGCUGACGUCGCCGGGGACGGGGACGGGGACGGUGCCGGAGAAGAAAGUUGUGUGGAAGGGAUGGCAAGGGAAAGCAUUGAGAAAUUGGGUGUUUGUGAAUAUGAUCAUAGCAAGAUGAACAACUCCAUUAUUUCUUGUUCCAUUUGCUUAGAGGAAUUUGAAGAUGGAGAAUUUGGUAGAAGACUUCCAAAUUGUGGUCAUCUCUUUCAUGUGGGUUGCAUAGAUCAAUGGCUAUAUUUGCAUGGCUCUUGCCCUAUUUGUAGAAUUUUUUGUUCUUAG